AGAGAGCCAGCCAUAAACCCUAGUAAUCCCCACUCCCGACUUCCCGAGUUCCCUCCGGCCUCCCCAAUCUCGCGCUCGAUUCGAACCCGACCGUAAAUUCCACGCUCGUUUCUGGUCCUUCGGUUUGGUCCCUCAAUGGAGGACGUAGUGGUCGAGGAGGCGGAGGUGAGCGGCGCGGCAGAGUUCGCGCCGGCGCUCGUCGCGGCCCACCCGCUCGGCCACUCCGUCGCCGUCGCCGUCGGGCCCGAGCUCCGCGUGUUCGAUCUCAAGGGCGGCUGCGCAGUUUCGAUGUCUGAUGAUUCUGGCGGCUCUUCUCACUCGGAUGCUAUAAGAGCUAUUUCGUUUAGUGCGGAUGGCAUCUUGCUCGCAUCUGCGGGUGAUGACAAGCUUGUUAAGAUUUGGAAAACCGACUCAUGGCGCUGCAUCCGAACUAUAACUUCGGAAAAGAGGGUUAGCGCAGUUGCUAUUAGCAAAGAUGGCCUGUAUGUUACAUUUGCAGACAAAUUUGGUGUUAUUUGGCUGGUUACUCUGGGGGAAGAUGGUGAAGGGCAGGUGUCAGCUGAUAACAAACCUGUGUCAAUUUUUGGUCACUACUGCAGUAUUAUUACUAGCAUGAAGUUCUCACCAGAUGGACGAUUCAUUGCUACUGCGGACCGAGACUUCAAAAUCCGAGUUACAGUAUUCCCAAAGAAUCCUCUAAAAGGGGCUCCCGAAAUACAGAGCUUUUGUCUUGGACAUACAGAGUUUGUGUCUUGCAUUGCCUUCACACAUCUUUCAGGAGGAUCAAGCUUUCUAUUAUCUGGGGGCGGUGAUUCAACUGUCCGGCUGUGGGACUACAUAAAUGGCUGCCUCCUUGAUACGUGCCAUGUCAAAGGCAAGGUUGGGGAACUUGCAGAGCCAAAUGAAACUGAAGACAGCAACCUUGCUGUCGCGGAUAUAUGUCUGACAAAUGAUGGCUUGCUGGCUGCUGUAGCUAUUCAAAGUUUGAACGGCGUAAUGCUCUUAGGAUGUGAUCACGUAGACAAGAAGUUAUCUUUUCUAAAGGUGAUUACAAUGGAAAAUAGCUACAUUCCCACUAGCUUAGCUUCCAGUUCCUCAGCAGAUCUUCUGUGGACUGUCAUGGGCGCAUCAAAUAUGCCGAACCAGGCUGCUUCCCAGUUAUUAACCCGUGUAAGAAUUAUCCCCCGCUUCAAGAAGGACCUAUUGGCCUCCUCCGAUCACAGCCCCGCAAUCCUGGAGGACAGUGAAGUACCAUAUGGCGAGAAACUUCUCCUGGCGCUACAAGGGAGCCUCGACAUUUCGAAGCAGGAGGAGGUGCUGGCUUCCGUGCUAGCCGCCCUGAAAGUCUCGAUGCACAAGAUGCUGGUGAAGAAGAACUACUCGGAGGAGAGGAGGGAGCAAAGGAAGAGGGGCAGGAACGAUAAGAAGAUCAAGAAGUAGCUUUGACUCUACAAGGUGUAGCAGGGAACAUUUGCUUCUCGACGCCUUGUACUGUACCACCAUGAGAAAUUCUUUAGAAAAUAUGGAUCAACAGAUGUAAGAGUAAAAUUCAGCAACCAUUUUCUUGCGACCAAAUUGAUUUCAAUCUACUCCCGUGGCAUCGUUAUUUUUCCCGGAAA
This is a messenger RNA of Brachypodium distachyon (stiff brome), 1619 nucleotides long. RefSeq names its product tRNA (guanine-N(7)-)-methyltransferase non-catalytic subunit wdr4. The transcript has 10 exons. Gene Ontology annotation, cellular component: cytosol; tRNA methyltransferase complex; nucleus. Gene Ontology annotation, biological process: RNA (guanine-N7)-methylation. The coding region runs from base 136 to 1440 and encodes 434 amino acids. Gene Ontology annotation, molecular function: protein binding; tRNA (guanine(46)-N7)-methyltransferase activity. The record is from RefSeq and is a predicted model, not a curated record. NCBI's taxonomy places the organism in Eukaryota, Viridiplantae, Streptophyta, Magnoliopsida, Poales, Poaceae.